Messenger RNA from Homarus americanus (American lobster), 1228 nucleotides. Its product is annotated as loricrin-like. The transcript has 3 exons. NCBI's taxonomy places the organism in Eukaryota, Metazoa, Arthropoda, Malacostraca, Decapoda, Nephropidae. The record is from RefSeq and is a predicted model, not a curated record. The coding region runs from base 5 to 1060 and encodes 351 amino acids.
CACCAUGAGGUUCCUGAUAUACUGCUGCUUGUUGGCGGCUGCUGCAAACGCCGCCCCUCAAGGGUACAAUCUGGCCACACCCUCUGGUCCAGGGUUCUCCUCUGGCUCAGGGUUCUCUGGUGGCUCAGGGUUCUCUGGUGGAUCAGGGUUCUCCGGUGGGUCUUCCUUUGGUUCCGGAUUCUCUUCAGGUGGCACAGGGUUCUCUUCAGGUGGUUCAGGGUUCUCGGGUGGCUCUGGAUUUUCGGGCGGCUCAGGGUUCUCUGGUGGAUCAGGGUUCUCUGGUGGAUCAGGGUUCUCUGGUGGAUCAGGGUUGUCUGGUGGUUCAGGGUUCUCUGGUGGCUCAGGUUUCUCAGAUGGUUCAGGGUUUUCGGGAGGCUCAGGAUUCUCUGGUGGGUCAGGGUUCUCCUCAGGCGGCUUUGGCUCCCAUGGUGGCUCUGGGGGCAGCUGUGGUCCUGGACAGGUCCGUCAUGUGGACGGCAGCUGUGUGACUCCUCAGGUCACUCGCAACUUGUAUGUGUACACCGUCCCUCCAGCAGCUCCAGUAGUGGGCCCACGACCAAACGUUCCUCCACCAAGAGUUGAACACAAUGUUAUCUUCAUUCGCACCCCAGAGAACGGCCCUGGCCAGGAACCCAUUGUCGUGCCACCACCACAAACAAGGAACGUCGUGUACGUCCUCAACAAGCGACCUGAAGGAGACCAGCAGGUCAUCCACGUACCAGCACCAGAACAAGAGACUCCUGAGGUGUUCUUCAUCAACUACGGUGAGGGAGACAACCCAACUCUGCCCACCGGCGAGGACCUCCAGUCUGCCCUCAACUCUGCUACCGAAGGUGGCGGCGAUGUCAUUGGUAGCACUGGAGGCGGCGGUGAUGGCAGCAUUGGUGGUGGGAAUGGCAGCAUCGGUGGCAUCAUUGGUGGUGGUGGUGGUAGUACCAUUGGUGGCGGCGGCGGCAUCAUUGGUGGCGGCGGUGGCAUCAUUGGUGGCGGCGGUGGUGGCAGUGGUGGCUACAGCCCUCCUUCCGUGUCUCAGCCGUCAUCAUUGUAUUCACAGCCAUAAAGUCGAGAUCAUUGUUCUUGUGUAAUGACAUGAGAGCUUUUGUCAGGUGGUCACAACUGUUGUGUUUUAUUUAUGUUGAUCACGGCUAAAACUUCACUCUCAAUUCAGUAUGCCUGAUAUACCAGUGUUAUGCUUAUUGUGAACUAUAUGAAAUAAACAUAAAAUACU